Lolium perenne is the source of this 761-nucleotide messenger RNA. The record is from RefSeq and is a predicted model, not a curated record. NCBI's taxonomy places the organism in Eukaryota, Viridiplantae, Streptophyta, Magnoliopsida, Poales, Poaceae.
UGGAGAGAGGAGGCUGGAAGUUGCCCUACAAUGCAUCAUUCCAUGUUCUGAGCUCAUGGCAUUGUCCCUUGCUAGCUGCAUUCUUCUCUUUCCGCUCACCUAUAAAUCCAUAAUCCUAACACAUGUGCUUCAUCAGUUCAUGGCCUCCUCACAACCUAAACACCACAGCUAGCUGCACACUACCUGAUACAAAAUUCUCUAAGCUUUGAGCAAAGAAGGAAGAAGCAACCAUGAUCAGUACCAAGAAAUUUGCUCAGAUGGCAAAGAAGUGGGAGAGGAUGGCUGACCUCAGGAGGAAACGGCUUAAUUUGGUGGCAGCAGACGAUGAGUGCUGCACAUCUGUGGCACCGGAGGGCCACUGCAUCAUGUACUCUGCAGAUGGAAGGCGGUUCAAGGUCCCCCUAGCAUACCUUGGCACGACCAUCUUUGCUGAGCUCCUGAGGAUGUCUCAGGAGGAGUUUGGCUUCGGAAGCGAUGGAAGGAUCACUUUGCCUUGUGAUGCUGCAGAGACGGAGUAUGUCAUGUGCUUGAUCAGAAGAAAUGCAUCAGAAGAGGUCGAGAGGGCCUUCCUGAGCUCUGUAGUGAGUUCUUGCCACCAAGGAAAUGGCUUGGCUUCACCCAUGGAACUUAGUCAGCAAGUUGCUGUUUGUAGCUUCUGAAGAUAGACUGGCUGCUUAGUCUUUUGUUUACUUAGGCACGAUGUAAAUAUUUUCAUGUGGCAGAAAGUAAAUGGAACAAGCAUGUUUCAGUCUUUUCCAUUA